Diaporthe batatas is the source of this 1821-nucleotide messenger RNA. RefSeq lists its product as uncharacterized. The transcript is spliced from 2 exons. NCBI's taxonomy places the organism in Eukaryota, Fungi, Ascomycota, Sordariomycetes, Diaporthales, Diaporthaceae. Bases 1 to 1821 code for a protein of 606 amino acids. The record is from RefSeq and is a predicted model, not a curated record.
AUGGGGAGACUGCAUACACUGGCCGCCGGCACCGCCUUGCUGGCCCUCGGGGCGAAGGCGCAAAUGUCCUAUCUGGGCUGCGCCUCCCUCGAUACUUCCAACAUCAAGGGGACCAUCGAUUUAUAUCCUCAGGGUCCGUCGUCAUGUCUCGCAUACUGCAAUAGCAUAGGAUACUCGUACGCGGGUCUGCAGGCCCAGUUCUGCUCUUGCUGGGCAUCGUCCCCCGUCGCCACCCAGAAGUACGCCGACAGUGGGCAUGCGGACUGCUCGUUCAACUGCGACGACCCUUACAGCAACCAGUACUGCGGCGGCAUCGACCUCAGCACGCUCGGCUUCCUGUACAGCUACUACGCCGGGGUUGCGGAUCCGAAUGCGUUGCCCUCGUCCAGGAGCACUGCCCCAGGAGGGGUUGCGACAUCUAGUAGCGGCGAGGUGAUCACGCCCCCUUCGCCGACAUCAAGCGCGGAAGGUGGCGUUGCCACACCUCCAGGCCCCGCCACACCUCCAGGCCCCAGCGACGUUGGGGGCAGCACCCCCGGCGUCCCCGGCACCCCCGGCGUCCCCGGCACCCCCGGCGUCCCCGGCACCCCCGGCGUCCCCGGCACCCCCGGCAUCCCCCCGACGAGCUCGGCCGGAGGUGGCCCUCCGACACUCCCGAGCACCAGUGCUGGUGGGGUCCUGCCGCCUCCUGCGAGUUCAGGCCCGGGUUCGGGCCCGUCUGAAGCGCCAGGACCGGGGUCUUCCUUUAUCGUCUCUGUUGGCCCCGGGGGCACCCCGCCCCCUCCCCCUCCUGGGGCUAGCGAAACAGCCUCGCCCAGCGGGAUAGCCUCGCCCAGCGGCACAGCCUCGCCCAGCGCAACUGGGGCCGGCGGCGCACCGAUUGAGACCACUGUGCCUCUGGCUCCCGGCCAACCGUUCGUGAUCAACAUCGUCAGGUACCUCAGGAAUGUUGGCGACCAGGCGCUCUCCUGGAUCCCAUCGCCGGUCUGGUUACUGUACAAUGGCAACAUCACAUCAUUCUCCGGCACGAUCCCGACCGACUUCCCUGCCGGGCCGUUUGUUAUCACCGUGACAGCCGGCCAACCCACCACGGGGUCGAACGGGCCCCAGCAGCGCAGACAGGCAGCCGGCGUGUACACCUUCGCCAUCGAGCUGCUCAUCGUGGCCCCUGGCGGCCCCCUGCCGACGCCGUCAUUGCCCACCUUGCCUGUUGGACCGUCGACCAGCGCGGUGCUGCCAUCGUACACCAACACCGUCUACGAGACGAUCACGUCCACCAUCACGCGCUGUCCCGUGUGCAAGCCUGAGGUCACGCUGUUCGCGGUGCCGGUCGGAACGACUUGCAUCACAGCUGAGGUCUUCACGACGCCCUGUGAGGUGACCUACACCAAGACACGGCCUGACGGCGUCGUCACGCCCAUGGUGACUACCACCAUCAGCAGAAUCCCGUACAACCCGGCCGAGAGCACGGUGGUGGUCACCACCGUCGACUACCUCACGACCAAGUACACGACCACGGUUCUGGUCGCCGUCACCAGGACCGUGCAGAGGCUGCUGCCCACGAAGGAGGCGGGCCCCGUCCAGCCCCCUCCGCCGCCGCCGCCGCCGCCAGCACCUCCUGGGCCUCCGGGUGGGGCUGCCGGCCCCGUCCCCGGACCCCCGGCCCCGCCGCCCAACGUAGGGUACGGCACCGGCGCAUACAACGGCUCCCAGGGCGCCAAGCCCACGAUCCCCGUCACGGCAGGGGCGAGCAUGGACCGGUUUGUAGAGAUGUUCGUCCUGCUGAGCGGUAUCGCCUUUGGGGCGCUCCUCCUAUUAUAA